UAAGCUAGUGGCACAACUGCAACCUUGUAGCGUUUUUAUCCUGCCACUUCUCUCAGCUUUAUAAGUCCAAUCUUAUCGCAGGCUUUUUACAAGAACAGUUUUGUCAAUUCGUCGUCUUUGCUGAUCAGCCAUUUCGUUCUGGUUUAUUCCUUUUCACAUUAGUCAUUUUUAACUAUGAGCGAGGAGGAGCAGGCACAGCAUCUGAUGGAAAAUGUCGGAUCAGUCUCCCCAUCAACGUCAAAACGACCACCGAGGAUGCCAAAAUGUUCUCGCUGCAGAAACCAUGGCUAUGUGUCGCCAUUGAAGGGCCACAAACGAUUCUGUAACUGGAGAGAUUGCCAGUGUCAAAAAUGCAAACUGAUUGCGGAGAGACAGCGGGUUAUGGCGGCUCAGGUAGCUCUACGUCGUCAGCAGGCACAAGAGGAAGAGAUGGGUAUUUGCAACCCAGUCAACCUUUCAAAUGCCGAUAUAGUGGUAAAAAAUGAGCCGUCUGGCGAACUGCUUUUCGCGCUUGGGGGCAGAUCACCCUCAUCGGCAACGACGAGUGCUGCCUCCUCUCCCUCUGCCGCUGGGGGUCGCGCUGCCCUGCCGUCCAGCCCCACAUCCGCCAGCAGGGGGCACUCUGAGGGCGCCUCUGACCUGGUGGUGGACGCCUCCUACUACAACUUCUACCAGCCCUCCCGCUACCCAGCAUACUACAGCAACCUGUACAACUACCAGCAGUACCAGCAGAUGCCCAAUGGUGAUGGGCGUUUGGCCGGACACAACAUGUCUCCCCAGUACCGCAUGCACUCGUACUACUCGGCCGCCUCCUACCUGAGCCAGGGCCUGGGCACCGCCGCCUGCGUGCCCCCCAUCUUCACCCUGGAGGACAACAGCGUCUGCCCUGAACCCAAGGCAGCCGUCUUCUCCCCUGGCCAGGACUCCGGCAUGGCCUGCCUGUCCAUCAACCCCAUGGCGCACCAGGAGAACAAGGCCGAGUGCGAGCCCAACUCCGAGUCCGGCGCGUUCACCGUGGACUCCAUCAUCGACGGCCAAGCCAAGUAAGAAGGCCCGCGCCAGAGCGAGCGCAGCCGCAGAAGUCACUCAAGCCCAGAUGUCAGACAUCCCAGUGGUGCAGCAUUACAGCUCCAUGUGGAUUUUGUUUGUUUUUUUUAAAAGUGCAGGUUAUGUUUUAAACAGACAAGUUCCUUUCUUUAUGGUUUGUUGCCUUGCGGAGACUAUUUUUAUGUCUGUUUUACUGUUUUUCCAUCUAGACGUCCAAAAGUAGAUCAAAGAAAGACUUAAUUGAAUUGUCAAGGUAUGACACAGCAUUACUCUGCUGAGUGAUCGGGGACAGAAGUUUAUAUAUCUGUUCUUCUACAACGGCAAUUAAUAUUUUCUGAGAAAACAAAACAACAACAACAAAAAAAAACUGAUUUAUUUGCCCCUCAGCAACCCUUCUCGCUCUCUCUCCUCCUCUUUCUCUGUCUUUCCUUCUCCUCAAACUCUCAAAACACAUACUUUCUGCCGAGCGAUGGCAUUGUAAAGAUUAGCUUUUUUCAUUUCAGUUAUUGCAUUCUCGGUGUGUGCUGUUUUUUUUCUUCUCCUAAAACCACCAUUACAGUUUGUCAGCGAGACCGAUGGCAUGUCAAUAUUCCGACAUUGUGUUUAUACCGAAAUGGCAGCGUAGGUUAGUCUCCAAGGAGGCUUGAGAAAAUGAGACAUUGAGACAUGAAUUAUGCCUCUCUCUCUACUCGAUCUCCGCCCAACGAGUGCGGCUCUUAUUUAUGGCGAGCGGCGGACAGCAUCAUUUUCACCUGGAUGAUAUGCAGCGGCAUCUGCCUCCGAGGAGCCUUGAGCUUCCUUGCACACACACACACACUCACACACACACUCGCUCAAGUUACUGUGCCAACUUCCUCUCAGCUUGUGUUUUCCCUUUGCUUCCUUUUAUUUUCUAUUAUGUUGUGUUCUUUUUAGCUUCACCUACCAUAUCCAUACGAGAUAUUUGUCACCUUGUUUACAUAAAACUUGAAUGAAAUUUGAAACAUGAAGUGAACUAAGACUGUUAACUCCAAUGACAGUAGGAGUGUUUCGCCAGAGUGUCUUGUGUAUCAACCUCUGGUGAAUUCCUAUACAAAUGUACAAAUGUGGCCCUGAAGCAAAACUGGAUGCAAACAAAAAAUAUAUAGAAACAAAUUGUAACUCAAUUUUUCAGUUUACAGUCCAUUCCCGUUUCCAUUUCAUCUCCAGUCACAUUACAUUGUGAUACCAGGAUCAUUUCAACUUUCUGUUGUACGAUCUACAACUAUCCGUCUGAUUUUUUUUUUCUUAUUUCAAUACACUCCCGAAAGUGUAUAAUUGUUUUAAAUGUUCAGAAGAGCUUACCAUAUUUCUGUAUCAUAGCUGGUUUGCUGUUUUGAAAUCAUGCCAUAACCUGCUGACCAAAAGUCAUGUACUGAAGCUUCAAGCUUUCUUAAAAAAAGAAGUGUUAAUGUUCUGUAAUGUUCUUCAAUUUUAGUCAUACUUUCAAGGUUAGAUUCAUGUGCUACUUUAUGUACGUAAUGAUGACAUUCUAUCAGCUUCCAAUAUUUUUACGUCUUACCAUGUACGUAAGUAGUUCUGUAAUUUGUAAAAGCACUUUCAGUGGAACAUUUUUUACUUUGAUUUUCUCAAGCACACUUGUAGGUGUAUCUUUUAAUAACUUAACAAAUCAGCCCUUUUUUUGGUUAGGCUAUGUUGAAUAUGUACUGUUUUAUUAGUAAAGGUUAUAGGGAUUAAAACUGAAU
Messenger RNA from Sardina pilchardus (European sardine), 2771 nucleotides. RefSeq names its product doublesex and mab-3 related transcription factor 1 (gene dmrt1). The transcript has 5 exons. Lineage: Eukaryota; Metazoa; Chordata; Actinopteri; Clupeiformes; Clupeidae. Gene Ontology annotation, molecular function: DNA-binding transcription factor activity, RNA polymerase II-specific; RNA polymerase II cis-regulatory region sequence-specific DNA binding. The coding region runs from base 175 to 1047 and encodes 290 amino acids. Gene Ontology annotation, biological process: germ cell development; sex differentiation; regulation of transcription by RNA polymerase II. Gene Ontology annotation, cellular component: nucleus. The record is from RefSeq and is a predicted model, not a curated record.